This is a messenger RNA of Pedinophyceae sp. YPF-701, 4173 nucleotides long. The record is from the annotation of a GenBank genome assembly. NCBI's taxonomy places the organism in Eukaryota, Viridiplantae, Chlorophyta, Pedinophyceae.
AUGGGUGCGGUGGAGGGCAGGGCCCAGGAGGGCCGCUGCGUGCCCGACGCCGCCGACCACAGCCUGUCGCACGAUGAGUCGCCGCUCUACAAGAGGGUGUAUUUCGGCUGGAUCACGCGCCUGCUCCGAUUGGGCGCGCAACAGCAAAUCGAGGAACGCGACGCAAUGCCGCACCUGAAUCGCGCGGACACGUCAGAUACGCUGGACGCGCUGCUCGACAGGGCCGGCGCGCCCUACGCCGGCGCGCAGGGCGGCCGGAGGUCCAUCGGCGCUGGAAUGGUGCGCGCUUUCGCGCCGAAGAUGGCGCUCCAGUUCGUUUUCGCGUGCGCCGAGAUCGUCGUCCGCAUAGCCGGGCCUAUAUUCCUGAAGGAGUUCCUCUCCUGGCUCCAAGACGACGGCGAGGAUGGCGACAAACCCCCCAUGGCAGAGGGCUGGCUCUGGGGGCUGCUGCUGACGGCGACGAGCUUCGGGAUGAUGCUCUGCCACCACGUGCUCUUCUACAACGGCAUGCGCCUCGGCCAGCGCGCCCGCAUCAUGGCGAUGUCGGCCAUCCACAGCAAAGUGUUGCGCCUAAACACGGCGGCGCUCGCCGGCGUCUCCACCGGGCAGAUCGUCAACCUGGUGUCGAACGACGUCCGCCGCUUCGACGACAUGGGUCCGUUCUGGCCGUUCGUGCUGGUCGCGCCGAUCGAGCUCGUCGUUGUCCUCGUCCUCGUCGCGCUCGAGCUCGGCGUUGCCCCGGCGUUCGUCGGCGUAUCUGCGGUGCUGGCGCUCAUUCCCAUUCAGGGGUCCCUCGUACGCCUGCUCGGCCGGCUGCGGUCCCGCGCGGCGGCCGUCACCGACGAGCGCGUGCGCCUCGCGGGCGAGGCCAUCGCCGGCGCCCUCGCCGUGAAAUUCGCGGCGUGGGAGGCCCCGCUCGCGCGACAGCUGGCGGGGCUGCGGUCCAAGGAGCACAGCGUGCUGCGCAAGCGCGCGCUGAUCGUCGCGACGAACUUCUCCGUCCAGUUCAUGAUCGUGCCGCUCGUGGCGUUUCUCACCUUCACCACCGCGCGCAUGGUCGGAAAGGAGCUUUCGGUUCCGUCAGUGUUCUACACCAUGGCCUUGCUGAACCUCCCGCGGCUGUGGAUGGCGAUCUUCUUCGUCCGCAGCGUCGAGACGCUCACGGAGGGCCGCAUCGCCGUGCGCCGCAUCGACCGGUUUCUGUCGCUCCCUGACGCGCCGGCGCCCAACGCGCUCAAGGGCGGAGACGCGGUGGACGCGUGCGCGAUCCGGGUCCCGCGGUGCGACUUCGACUGGGGGGAGGCCGCGGAGGUGUCCACGCGCGGAGACGCCGCGGAGGGCAAGAGCGCGAAGGGGGGCAGGCGCACGUAUGCCAUCGGGGCCGCGGCGGGCGAGGCGGCGGCGAUGUCGCGGCGCGGACGGUCGAAGAGCGCGAAAUCUACCGCGAGCGAGGAUCCGUGGGCGGCGGCGGCGAGCCAGCGCAGGGCGAACAUCGGCCCCGUGCUCAAGGACAUCGAGCUCACUGUUGCGCGGGGGGAGCUCCUGGGGGUGUGUGGGCCGGUGGGGUCCGGAAAGUCCUCCCUCCUGGCCGGCCUGCUCGGCGAGCUGCCGCCCGCGGGCGACGCGCCGUCCCCCGCCGUCGCCGGCGCCGUCGCGUACUGCUCCCAGAACCCCUGGAUCGUGCAAGGCACCCUGAGAGAAAACGUGCUGUUCGGCGCUGCCGCGCCGGAGGCCCCGCGCGAUGCCGCGGCGUUCGAGGAGCGGUACCGCGCGGCGGUCGCGGCGAGCGCGCUGCCCGCGGACAUCGCGGCGCUCCCGGACGGCGACGAGACAGAGCUGGGAGAGCGCGGUAUCAAUCUUUCGGGAGGCCAAAAGGCGCGGCUCGCGCUGGCGCGCGCGGCGUUCUCGCAGACGGACGUGGUGCUGCUGGACGACCCGCUGUCGGCGGUGGACCCGCGGGUCGGUGCGACGUUGUUUGAGAAGUGCAUCGGUGGGGGGGGGGUUAUGGCGGGCCGGACGCGCGUGCUGGUGACGCACCAGCGGCAGUAUUUGCCGCGGUGCGACCGCGUGCUCGUGUUGCGCGGGGGGCGGAUAGCUGCGCUCGGUCCGUACGAGGAGGUGCGGGGGGCGAUCGAGGACGCGAUCGCUCCGACAUCGGCGACGGAGAAGGCCGCAGGAACGGGCGCGGCGGCAGACGUGGCGGACAUCGCGCCGGAGGCGCUGACGGUGGACGUCCUGGACGACGAGAAGGGCGGGGAGGAUGGGAAGGGGAGCGCGGACGAGGGGGACCGCAGCACGGACGACACGGAGGGGAAGACGGAGGGGAGUGAUGGAGGCAAGGGGGGGAGUGACAGCGCCGGGGACAAGAAGCUGGCCAAGGCGCGCACCGAGCUGGUUCGAGAGGAGAAGACGAUCACGGGGAGCGUGAGCUGGGGCGUGUACUGGGCGUUCGUGGUCCAGAUGGGCCUUCCCGGUGCAUCCGUAGUCUUGAUUUUGCUUCUGGCGGGGCAAGGGCUCGCCAUGUUCCACGAGGUGUGGCUGGCGCGGUGGGCGGACGCGCCGCCGGACGAGCAGGACGAGACGUGGCAGAUCUGGGGCUACGGCGCCCUCACGGCGGGCGUGGUCGUGGCCAGCGUCCUGCGCAGCGGUUUGUUCUUCCUGCUGGCGCUUGGGGCGUCCACGCGGCUGCACGACGAGAUGUCGAUGCGCGUCCUGCGGUCGCCGCUGGAGUUCUUCCACACGAACCCCACCGGCCGCGUCCUCAACCGCUUCUCGAAGGACCAGGGCAUCGUCGACGAACAGAUGCCGAUGGUCUUCUUCGACUCCAUGCAGUCCGGGCUGCUCGUGGUCGCCGCGUUCGGCUUCGUGGCCGUCGCGGUGCCCUUCGUCCUCCCAACACUCCUCCCCCUCGCCGCGGUGUUCUACUUCGUCAGACGGAGGUACCUGGGGGCGUCCCGGGAGGUGAAGCGCUUCGAAGCGACCACGCGGUCGCCCGUGUUCGCCGCCUUUUCCGCGGCCCUCAAGGGCCUGCCCGUCAUCCGCGCGUACCGCGCGCAGCCGCGCUUCCUGCGUGCGUUCGCAGCGAUGCUCGAUUUGAAUGCCAGCUGGUGGUCCUGCUUCAUCGGGACGUCGCGGUGGAUCGGGUUCAAGCUCGACCUCAUCUCCGGGCUCGUGCUGCUGUCGUGCUGCUGCCUGACGAUCGCCCUGAAGAGCAGCGUGUCGUCGGAGCUCGUGGCCGUGAUGGUGGCCAACGUCCUGCAGCUCAGCGGGCUGAUGCAGUGGGCCGUGCGGCAGACGGCGGAGCUGGAGAACCACAUGACCAGCACGGAGCGGAUGGUCGAGUACGCCAACCUGCCGCAUGAGGCCAAGUGGGUGUCGGAGGGCGCACGGACCCCCCCAGAGGGCUGGCCCGGGGCCGGGGUCAUCGAGUAUCGGGGGGUGUCGGCGCGAUACCGUGCGGGACUCCCCCUGGUGCUGCGGGACCUGACGUUCACGAUCCCCGGCGGCACGUCCUGCGGCGUCGUCGGGCGCACGGGCUCCGGCAAGUCCUCGCUGAUGCUCACCCUCUUCCGUCUAAUUCACAUCACUCAAGGAAGUAUGCGCAUUGACGGAAUAGACACCGCGACGCUGGGGGCGGACGCGCUGCGGCGGCGCAUCUCGAUCAUCCCGCAGGACCCGACGCUGUUCUCGGGGACGCUGCGGCUCAACCUGGACCCGUUCGGGGCCAAGGGGGACGAUGCGCUGUGGGCAGCACUGCGGGAGGUGCAGAUGGGGGAGGCUGCGGAGGCGAUGGGCGGGCUGGACGCCCCUGUGGCCGAGCACGGGGACAACCUCUCCGCGGGGCAGCGGCAGCUGCUGUGCCUCGCGAGGGCGCUGCUGCAGGACGCGAGAAUUGUGUGUUGCGACGAGAUGACGUCAGCGGUGGACGGGAAGACCGACGCGCUGGUGGGCGCGGCGCUGCGGCGGGUGAGCCAGGCGCGGAAGUGCACCAUGCUCGUGAUUGCGCACCGGAUCGACACCGUGCUGGACCUGGACGGCCUGCUUGUGCUCAGCAACGGCAACCUCGUGGAGCGCGGCGUGCCGAAGGAGCUGGCCGCCGACCCCUCCACGGCGUUCGGAGGCAUGGUCGAGGCGGCCCGUAAGGUCCGGGAAGGCAAGCGGGGCGCCUUGUGA